Messenger RNA from Clupea harengus (Atlantic herring), 1864 nucleotides. RefSeq names its product small glutamine rich tetratricopeptide repeat co-chaperone beta (gene sgtb). Gene Ontology annotation, cellular component: TRC complex; membrane. Gene Ontology annotation, molecular function: molecular adaptor activity; protein binding. The record is from RefSeq and is a predicted model, not a curated record. Lineage: Eukaryota; Metazoa; Chordata; Actinopteri; Clupeiformes; Clupeidae. Gene Ontology annotation, biological process: post-translational protein targeting to endoplasmic reticulum membrane.
GUUCACUUCCGUUGAGUAUGCGCAGGCGCUUGAGGGAGCAUCGAUCUGGACCGAAGUUUCAUGACGGUGUGACAGCCGACAGCUGCAAAACAUUCCAGUGAGUAUGUCUGUGGAAAAGCGCUUGGCAUUCUCCAUCGUGCAGUUCCUCAGAGAACAAACACACCAGGGGUCUCUCAGCUCUGAUGAGCAGGAAAGCCUCGAAGUUGCAAUACAAUGCUUGGAGACCACAUUUAAGAUCAGCCCCAGCGAGUGUCACUUGGCUGCUCCUCAACCUCUGACUGAGAUCUUCCUCAAUUCCCUGCUCAAGAAUGACAAUCUGACCGCCCCAGAAACCUCCCCUCUCCCAGAGGAUAUAGAGAGGGCAGAGCAGUUGAAAAAUGAAGGUAACAAUCACAUGAAGGAGGAGAACUACACCUCUGCUCUGGACUGCUACACAAAAGCCAUUGACCUGGACCAAAGAAAUGCUGUUUACUACUGUAACAGGGCAGCGGCGCACAGUAAACUGGGUCACUACACCGAGGCCACAGUAGACUGUGAGAGAGCCAUAGCAAUUGACCCCACCUACAGCAAGGCGUACGGGCGAAUGGGGCUGGCUUUGACAUCCAUGAGUAAAUAUCCAGAAGCUAUCGCCUACUUUAAGAAGGCAUUGGUGCUCGACCCAGAAAACGACACCUACAAGUCCAACCUGAAGAUUGCAGAGCAGAAACAAAAAGAGGUGUCCAGUCAGACUGCCACAGGAUUGGGUUUUGACAUGGCCAGCCUCAUCAACAACCCUGCAUUCAUAAGUAUGGCUGCAAGUGUCAUGCACAACCAACAGGUGCAACAACUCAUGUCAGGAAUGAUGACCAACGCUGUGGGAGACCAUGCUGCUGGGGUGGGUGGUCUGUCGGACAUCUCCAGUCUGAUUGAGGCAGGCCAGCAGUUUGCCCAGCAGAUCCAGCAACAGAACCCGGAGUUGAUCGAGCAGCUGAGGAACCACAUCCGCAGCCGCUCCUUCAGUGGCAGCGCAGAGGAACACUCCUGAGCCUGAGGGUGUGCAUGAGAGAGUGAGUAAGAGUGCAAGUCCAGUGGAGGAAACGAAGGCGAUCCGUCUCCACCCUUUCUUUCUGAUCACCAGUGGAGAGGGCGAGAGAGGCACGGGAGAUGGAAGAUGGAAGAUGGGGACAGCCCAGAGGCAUUCUGGGAGAAACAGAGGGCAGGAGAGCGACAUCACGGUCCGAUUUUGACACUCUCACCCACCCCAUACUUCAUUCACAUCGGCACGGAUGGGAGACAUCUCAUGAAAGGUGUAAGUCGCGAGGGACUGUGGUUGAAUGCUCUGCUGUGUUGAAUUCUGGGAUGCCGUGUGUAGUGUCACAAUAAGACCCCUUCUAUUUUUGUGUGCACAGAAAUGAAACAUCAUUCACCGGUAGACUGGGUUUGUUGCAUUUCCUGUUUCGUGGCAGUGUGCAAAAACGUCUUCAGCUCUUUUCAUGACUGUAGCUGGCUGUGGCACAUCAGAGUUUUUCCAUCUUAUUUUUAACGCCAUUUAUUACAAUUAAGCAUUAUUUUGUGCCUAUUGAUUACAUAGAAUCACCAAUACUUUAUAUGUAUACCCACGUGUACGUAUGAAGUAGGGUUACGUUUGACGACACUUUAUGACAAUGACAGUUUGUUCAUUUUAGGGAACAGUAGACAUAUUUGUGGUGACAUUACUAGCAGUACUCUGAUAUGAUUGGAGCAGUGUUAAUAUGCCGGGUGGCGGCCUUAUUGAUUUUGCAUGCUCUAGAUCUGACAUUUAAAUGGAGAGUAAGAAUAUGCUUGAGAAUACAAAACAGUGUCAUGUUUUGCCAGAGAUAUGUUAAUAAAUGUCUUCAAACUCUCA